ACCUAACAUUAGGUGACGUUUAGUUUGUUGACGUUUCAAAAAGAAAAUACUAAUUUAAUCUACCUUAAAAUAUUAUUUUUCCUGCAAUUUUCACGUACCUCUAAAUAGUUUUCACAAUGACUGAAAGUAAGAGUGAUAUUUUAGACCUAGACACCGAAACACUUUUUAAAGAACAUAAUAUCGAUAAAAUUAUUGAGAUAAAAAAGACCCUAGAUGCAGAAAUAGAACGAAAACGGAAAGAUUUAAGAUCAAUGAUUGGCGACCGUUACAAAGAUAUUCUAGUAGCUUCAGAUGCAAUUACAUGUAUGAAAGACAUUUCCCAGAAUAUUGUAGAUAGCCUCACAAGAAUUACAGGAACUUGUGAAAAUCUUCUUAGUAGUAUUAAUAAUAUCGACACUGGACCCAAUUAUGCAGUGAAUAGUAAAGUAUUGGAAGAACAGGCCAUUGUGAGUCAAAUUAAAUUAGCAAUUUUUAUGAAUGAACAAAUUUGGAUUGCCCUUGACGAAGAGAAUAAUCUAAAGGCUGCCCAGUACUAUUUACUAGCUCAGCAUAUCCAUACAGGUUUGAGCCUGUCCAAGAAAGUGUUCAUUGAUAGAGUACCACUACUUGUCCAAGUCAAGACCAAUUUGUCAGUACUUAGGUCAAAAAUAUUACAGAAAAUCAUAGAGAAGCUAGAAUAUGUAGAGACUUCAGCACAGGAAACAAGUCAAAAUUUGAACGCCUUUUUGUUGCUGGAAAAUCAGGGUUGCAAUGAUUUGAUCAGCAUUUUUAUUGAGCAUCGCAGAACUGCUUUGAACACUGUUAUUAAUAGUCAAUAUUCGAGUGUGAGGGCUCAGAUAUGUUCCAUGGUCAAGUGUCUUAUCACUACAGUUCAUCUUCUGCAUGACUGCUUUCUUAGUGUUAAAAAUGGUUGCAAAGGUCUCAUUUGGCAACAACUGCAAGACAUCAUGUCCCCCUCCGCCCCACCCACAUUAUCCAAACUGGACCUACCCUUUACCCAUCAGGAUGAUUAUAUACCUGACGUUAUAAGCAAAUUUAGGCCUGCAGGCAAGUUCUUAAAUCAGGCGGAAAACUAUGUACAAAACACGGAGGGUAUCAUUAAAAAUUGGUUGGAUUCAACCCGGACAGUUGUUCGAGCUGGCUUGAAGAAAGCUAUAGAAUUGGUCCCCAAUAUGAAGGGGUUGCACCUAGUACGGGAGGAAUCUUUAAAAAUACAACCUCCUGAUAAUUGGGACCAGAUCUGCAAAGAUUCCCACCUACCUGAGAAUUUCGAUGUUUGGUACUUCUUUUUCCAAGACGUGAUCACUGAAAGAUGUCGAAGUCUGAUCUGUCGUAAGGUGUCUUCGAAUUUGACAGUGAUUCAGGAUCAUGUGCGACAAAUUUUGGAUUCUGCCAGUGCAUCGGAAAAAUCGGAAACCGACCUGACGUGGUACAUUUGGGCCGAGGAUAUGGACGACGUCAGUAAGAACGAACGCACACAUUUAGGUCUUUCAAUGAAGGCGAGAGGAUAUUCGCAGAAUAUAGCUAGUCUUUGUAGUAGACUAGAUAAAACAUAUUUGGAACUGCUGGAAGAUGCUUCGCAAUAUUUGUACGCCAAAGAAUACAACGACAAUAUUAACUUUACUGUGGUUGUAAAGGAUUUUAAGUUUAAGAGGAAAUUCGUCGAUAAAAAUGAAAUCGAAAAUCAUCUCCAAGCAGAGUGCAUUAAAACUUGUUUAGAACUGUCAAAUUAUUGUAAUAACCUUCUAACCACCCAAACAUCCAACUUUAUCACGAAAUCCACGAUUCUGGCAAGAUUUAUGCAAGCCAUCACGUUGCUGUGUCCGCAUCUUCAUCGAUGCUGCAUAUUUAACAUCUCCAACGAUGACUGGAUCAGAGUGUGUGAUGCUUUCAACACUACAAGCCAGAAUUUGUGGACCAAUUGGACAAACAGCGUGUUAGAAGCCACUGAGAAGCAUUGUGAGGAACUAAACAACAUUUGUCCGGAGAGGAUGCUCAAAAUUCUCAGUAGGUGGGAUGAAAUCGAAAUCCAAGAACAAACGGACGAAAAAGUCUUCGUGUCCCAUAUCCAAGUGCCAUUAAAGCCCAGCUUGAUCCUAAACGAAAUAUUCAACCAACUCAACAACACCAUAGGCCUUAAAAUCCCCCACACCGUACCCAAGUCCAUCCACGCCCAAUUCAUAGAAAAGAACAUUAUGAUCAUCCUUAAACAUUACAAGAGGAUAUCCGCAGAAGAGAAAUUGAACCAGAAACAAGCUCUGCAGUUUUUGUUUGACGUUAAGUUCUUAACUACUCUAUGUAUUCCCGGAGAGAACAUUCAGCUGUUGAGUUAUUCCCAAGAUAUCUGUGAUACUCUUAAAAGUAGGAUAGACCCCUUUGAUUUGGACGUUUUUUACUCGUAUUUGCAAAACAAUGUGAAGAAGGCUGUAAUACAGUCCCAGCUCAUAGCAGGAUGUCUUCUAUCAUCUUCAAAUCAAUUAGCAAAUCUGGGAGUGUCCGACAAGUUGAAGCAAGGAAUCCAGAACCCCAAUUUACUAGCUUUGAGUGCUCCAUCUAUGUCUACGUGGUUCCCACUCUUGCCUGUAUCAGUUCCUUCACAAAAAUUACCAGGAACAACAACCAAAAAUGACGAGGAGACCACUCGAAAAUCGUCCAAAGUACCUUCAAACAAAUUCCAAGAUCCAGCAAGCUUCAUGAGACAGAGCGCAUCUUUGUUCGGCGGACUCACUAGUGACUGGUUCUGAUACCGUUUGACUUUUUUUAUAUAGAUAUGUUUAUUGUUUGCAAAGUGUAUAUAAAAUGUUAUCUAGUUUUGUCUAAAGGUUUUUAUAAAUGAGUAACGAUUAAAAGAAACAGAUACCUCCUUAAAAGCAAUAAUAA
Messenger RNA from Diabrotica virgifera virgifera (western corn rootworm), 2880 nucleotides. RefSeq names its product conserved oligomeric Golgi complex subunit 1 (gene Cog1). NCBI's taxonomy places the organism in Eukaryota, Metazoa, Arthropoda, Insecta, Coleoptera, Chrysomelidae. Gene Ontology annotation, biological process: intra-Golgi vesicle-mediated transport. Gene Ontology annotation, cellular component: COG complex; Golgi apparatus. Bases 117 to 2744 code for a protein of 875 amino acids. The transcript is spliced from 13 exons. The record is from RefSeq and is a predicted model, not a curated record.